Molecule: messenger RNA, 464 nt
Organism: Leptonychotes weddellii (Weddell seal)
Lineage: Eukaryota; Metazoa; Chordata; Mammalia; Carnivora; Phocidae
Source: RefSeq, a predicted model, not a curated record
UGGAACACACGGGCCAAGCGGGAGAAGCUGACAGAGCUGAUGUUCGAGCAGUACAACAUUCCUGCCUUCUUCUUAUGCAAGACAGCUGUGCUCACCGCCUUUGCAAACGGACGUUCCACGGGCCUGGUGCUGGACAGUGGGGCCACCCACACCACAGCCAUCCCAGUACAUGACGGCUACGUCCUGCAGCAAGGCAUUGUCAAGUCACCCCUGGCAGGAGAUUUCAUCUCUAUGCAGUGCCGGGAACUCUUCCAGGAAAUGGCCAUUGACAUCAUCCCGCCUUACAUGAUUGCAGCCAAGGAACCUGUACGGGAGGGCGCCCCUCCAAACUGGAAGAAGAAGGAGAAGCUACCCCAGGUUUCCAAGUCCUGGCAUAACUACAUGUGCAAUGAGGUGAUUCAGGACUUCCAGGCCUCGGUGCUGCAGGUCUCAGACUCUCCCUACGAUGAGCAGUGGGGGGAGAG